Molecule: messenger RNA, 1928 nt
Organism: Xiphias gladius (swordfish)
Lineage: Eukaryota; Metazoa; Chordata; Actinopteri; Istiophoriformes; Xiphiidae
Product: guanine nucleotide-binding protein subunit alpha-14-like
Exons: 7
Coding region: 270-1334 (354 amino acids)
Biological process (GO): phospholipase C-activating dopamine receptor signaling pathway; adenylate cyclase-modulating G protein-coupled receptor signaling pathway; action potential
Cellular component (GO): heterotrimeric G-protein complex
Molecular function (GO): G-protein beta/gamma-subunit complex binding; GTPase activity; G protein-coupled receptor binding
Source: RefSeq, a predicted model, not a curated record
UCGGCGCUUGUUAUCCCUUAACAAAGUUCCCUGCACUUUCCCGUGUUUCAGACGCAGGACUGUUCGUUUUAAAAAAAACCCUCUGGUCAAACUGCCAUCUCUCAUUCGGACCCGAGAGGAAGAAGAGAGCAUCCCCCUUGAAGAUGCUUCGCGCCUCCUCCCACUGAAUUUCCUGAGGUGAAGCGGUGCAGACAUCUCUCCGCGGGCUUCAGCGUCUCCCCGUUGACAGCGGAGGGCUCGCCGGAGAGCGAACCGGUGCGUGCGGCGCGAUGGCGGGAUGCUGCGUGUCGGCGGAGGAGAGGGAGAACCAGAGGAUCAACGAGGAGAUCGAGAAGCAGCUGCGGAGAGACAAGAGGGACUCGCGCAGGGAGCUGAAGCUGCUGCUGUUAGGUACUGGAGAGAGUGGAAAGAGCACCUUUAUCAAACAAAUGAGGAUUAUCCACGGAGGAGGAUACACAGCUGAGGACAAGAGGAGCUACGCCAAGCUGGUCUACCAGAACAUCCACACGUCCAUGCAGACGAUGAUCCGAGCCAUGGAGGCACUCAGUAUAUCUCUCUCUGAUCCCCAGAACCAGAACCAUGCCAACUCAGUCCUGGAGGUGGAGGUAGAUAAGGUGGAGGAGUUAGAGGAAAGCUAUGUGACAGCCCUCAAGAGUCUGUGGAGCGACGGAGGAAUACAGGAGUGCUACGACCGACGCAGGGAGUACCAGCUGUCGGACUCCACCAAAUACUAUCUCAGUGACCUGGAUCGAAUUUCACAGCCCUCUUAUGUGCCCGACCUUCAGGACAUCCUCAGGGUCCGAGUGCCAACCACGGGAAUCAUUGAAUACCCAUUUGACAUGGAGAAUGUCAUUUUCAGGAUGGUGGAUGUGGGGGGUCAGAGGUCAGAGCGGAGGAAGUGGAUCCACUGCUUCGAGAACGUCACCUCCAUUAUCUUCCUGGUGGCGCUCAGUGAGUACGACCAGGUCCUGGCUGAGUGCAACAACGAGAACCGUAUGGAGGAGAGCAAGGCUCUGUUCAAAACCAUCAUCACCUACCCCUGGUUCCAGCGCUCCUCUAUCAUCCUCUUCCUCAACAAGACCGACAUUCUCAAGGAGAAGAUCGUGUACUCUCACUUAGUCACCUACUUCCCUGAAUUUACAGGACCUCAGCAGGAUCACGUAGCAGCUCAAGAAUUCAUCCUGAAAAUGUACCAAGCACAAAACCCGGACAAGGACAAGACGCUGUACCCUCACUUCACCUGUGCCACAGACACUGAAAACAUCCGCUUCGUCUUUGUGGCCGUCAAAGACACCAUCCUGAGACACAACCUCAAGGAGUUCAAUCUGGUGUAACAAGGAAGAGGAGAGCAGGAGAGGAGACAAAGGGAUACAAGAGGAUAGAAGGAAAGACAUGAGGACAGCCAAAAUAAGAAUUACAUUUUUUUUUUUUAAACUUUUCAGAUUUAAAUAUUUUCAUUUCAAACAAGCGAGGUCUUACGUGCCUAUACAGAUCCAGCCAAAGAGAGUCCGAACAUGUUGUUACAGAGAUACCCAUCUAGUAGUCUUUACUGUGAAAUGCAGUGAAUGAUACCUUCCUGCAGAAAGGAGAAUGUGAAAAUUAGUGGAAAGUUACACCACAGACCCAUUAUGUGGACGACUUUUUAUUCUUUCUUAGAUCCUGUUUCCAUGUAGCUUUGAGUGCUUUGAUUGAUAAAUAGUGAGAGUUCCCUUUAGCCUCUUAUGAUUUUAUAUUGUGUAGAAAUGCCCCCCCCCCCUUCUCCUAACAACACUGAGCCACCUGUGUCUGCUUUUGCCUUCAAGUGCCUUAUUUACUCAGGACAGUCAGCAGAGCCACUGAGCUGACCUUGUGUUAGAUGUAAAUAAUCUGAGUUGUGCUUUUAUAAAACCUUACUUAACCGUUUCUUCUCAGGUGAGAUGGAAAUUAUA